AUGAAUCAAAGGAAGCUUGCAAUGGAGUUAAUUGCUGAACUUCGAUUAUCAUGUUCAAAACCAGUGACCACACCAAUGGAAUGCAAACAGAGAUUCACCACUGUGGAGUACGAUCAACAUAUGAACUGGAAAGAAGAUGAGAAGCUGGAAGACUCGGGACCAUAUAAGAGUUCAAGUACUAAGUCAGUUCAUGCAUGGUCCAAAGAAUCUCACAUGGAAGCUGCAGUCAGGGUUGUUAGAUAUAUUAAAAAUGCUCCAAGACUGGGGUUUCUAAUGAGCUCUAAACAGUCCACAAAGCUCACAGCCUUUUGUGAUGCUGAUUGGGCAUCAUGCCUAGUUUCCAGAAGGUCAGUAAAAGGAUAUGUGAUGAAAUUGGGAGAUUCAUUAGUGUCAUGGAAAUCCAAGAAGCAAUGCACAAUCUCGAGGAGCUCAACAGAGGCAGAAUACAGGAUCAUGGCAGCAGGAGUUGCAUAA
Messenger RNA from Nicotiana attenuata, 474 nucleotides. RefSeq lists its product as uncharacterized. NCBI's taxonomy places the organism in Eukaryota, Viridiplantae, Streptophyta, Magnoliopsida, Solanales, Solanaceae. The transcript has 2 exons. The record is from RefSeq and is a predicted model, not a curated record. The coding region runs from base 1 to 474 and encodes 157 amino acids.